This is a messenger RNA of Eimeria acervulina, 465 nucleotides long. Its product is annotated as phosphoglycerate mutase, putative. The record is from RefSeq and is a predicted model, not a curated record. The transcript has 2 exons. Lineage: Eukaryota; Apicomplexa; Conoidasida; Eucoccidiorida; Eimeriidae. Gene Ontology annotation, molecular function: catalytic activity. Bases 1 to 465 code for a protein of 154 amino acids.
AUGCAUAGAAAUAUGCCAGUAGAUUUGGUGUUAGUGCGGCACGGACAAUCCGAAGGAAACCUUGCUCAGCGUCUCUGUCGCCAGCAGCAGCAGCAGCAGCAGCAGCAGCAGCAGCAGCAGCAGCAGCAGCAGCAGCAGGGUUGUGAUAUUGUCUCUGGAUCACUUGCAGCCUCCCCCUCAGCAACCCCAACCCCAGCAGCAACAGCAGCAGCAUCAUCAUCAUCAUCAGCAGCAACAGGAGCAGCAGCAGCAGGAGCACCAGCAGCAGCAGCAGCAGCAGCAGCAGCAGCAGGAGCAGGAGGUGUCUCCUCUGUGUGGUCUAGCGAGUUUAGAUCGCGACACAAUUCUCUUUAUCGGCUGACUGACAGAGGCAGACGCCAAGCAGCAAUUGCUGGAGCCUGGAUAAGAAGCAAUGUAGGGACAGCAUUUGAUAAAUACUUCACCUCAGAAUAUGUUCGGUGUUAG